ACCCACCUAAGACCGUACCUCUAACUGCAGUUAGCACGAGAGUCUCGUACGUGGCUUUUCGGGAGAUUCGAGCGCGCCUCGACAGUGUGAUUACUCGCUGGGCACGCACGUGUGCACGUCCAUAAAAAGAAAGAAGAAGUAUCGAGAGUCGCCCGGCUUUCUGCUUCCGGAAUACGCCGUCAGCAUGAAAACCCUCGUACUGCUGCUCGGUCUGACGACGAUGGCGUGCGCGCAGUUCAAUAGGUUUACGACCCCGUAUCCACAGCCGACGCAAUAUUACAAUCCCAACUACUACGGCCGGCCUUACUACGCCAUACUGCGACAAACGCAAGACUCCUCGCCGGACGGAUCGUACUCCUACAGCUACGACACGGAGAACGGCAUCUCCGUGGCGGAGACGGGUCAGCCGAAGAACAUCGGGCCGAACCAGAUCGAGGCGGUCAGAGGUCAAUUCAGUUACACUGCCCCGGACGGCACGCCGAUCCUGGUUACUUACACGGCCGACGAGAAUGGCUUCUUGCCGAGUGGCGCCCACCUGCCGACUCCGCCGCCGAUACCGGUAGCGAUACAACGCGCCCUGGCACACAACGCUGCUCACCCCGAGGAGGAGGACCCCUACCGAAGAUACUAGACCUCGAGUUUACGCUGGAACUGCCCGACGCUUCGACGUUGACGGUCGUCUUCGCUCUCCGGACACCUCUCGUCUUCGGGGGAUUCUUCAAGAGCGGCUCGUGAUUCGACCUCCUCGGCUUACGAUCACGCGAGCGAAACGUCAAAGCUCGUCCGCGGAAGAGGUGUGAGACGCAUGUCAUUCUCUCGCGCCUCUUCAUCGCGCUGUGCCGGUGGAGAGGUCUCCGGAGACCGACGACGUUCCGCGAUCCAUAACGCGUUCCUCCGCGAGAAGAUCGUCGAGGAGUUCUAGUGUUCGCCUGAUGCGAGGAAAAGCAGGCGCGAUCGGGCGAGACGACGUGAGAUCGAGCGGUGCGCGAGCGAAGGAGAAAGAUACGAAUCGCGAUUGUUGAAAUUUUCACAGACGUGAAGAGAUCCGCGCGGCACUACGACGCCGGGAAUCCGUGUUCUCCGUCUCGAACGUGACGUAUUGGCGCAAUACGCGCGGAGAUCGUCCAUCGAUGCGGUAUGUUCAUCCCGCGCUGAUAUUUGAAGAAAUUGCGAUUAAGGUGCGACACGAGGGAGAGAGAGAGAGAGGGAGCGAGAGGGAGAGAGAGAGAGAGAGAGAGAGAGAGAGAGAGAGAGAGAGAAGCCGUAAACGCGUUCUGAGCAUGCCUGCAACUUAUAAAUACGGCUCGAGAGAGACGAAAUAAAAUAUACGCGUCGCGCGGAUUAAAAUUAUUGUAUGUUGCACGCAGCCGAGCGCGUGCAUGCGCGCGCACAGCGGCGUGUUCGGUGAAGUUCAGCGUUAUUAUGUAAUGCGACAAGAUAGCAUCUUAAUUAUGAAUUACGCAAAAGCGCUUUGCCGUGCUCGAGUCGGGAUAUAUCAUCGAUACGUCGCGGCGGGACGGUAGCUCGGGACGGUGCAAUUUCAGUUCUUCCCUCGGCCGCGAUGACGGCGACUCCGACUGCGAGGCGGAGUUCCAAUCGAUCAUUGCUCCGAGAGAUCAAGAAAAGCUAAAAAGGCAAACGGUGAAAUAAUUACAACGCGUUCGAAUGAUCGAGGUGUGCGUGCGCAGUCAUCGUGCGCGUAAUUAAACGGAAACGACGUUACCCGCGCUCGUCCUUGACGAUUUCACUCGUCGCCCGAUCGUGCCUUAACUCUAAACGGAAUGAAACACUCUCGACUCACGUAAAGCCACGAAACUGACAGAGCCCAUGUGGGUGUUGGAGUUGGAGAAAACGAAAAGAAAAAAAAAGAAAGAAAGAAAGAGAGGGGAACGAACGACUUGGCGUUUUCGAUGGUGGGGAGAACGAAGUGCCAGAUAAAAUCAUUUUAUUAACUAUAUUCUCUCUUUCUCUCUCUUUACUCGCCGACUCUUACUUCUGUACGCGGUUUUAAGGCGAUUCUUAUUCUGUACGCGCUUUUAAGGUGAUUCUUAUUCUGUACGCGAUCUUAAGGCGAAAGGACGAUUCCUCGAAUGCAACGAGUCAAAGGGAGAAUCUGUCGGGAUUCCGUUUGCGCUGUUUACGGUUAACCGAGACUAACCGGCGACGUUCCGCGUCCCUCGAAGACCCGCCACGAAGUGUAACGCGCGCUUCUUCGCUUUACCGAUCCUAACACGAAGAGACUAUCUAUCUACUGACGCGAACCGAGGUCCUGCGUGUCCUGCGUGAUCAUCGCCUCGCGACUGCCACUUUCUCCGUACUUGAUUGGCAGAGUGGAAAAGUGGCAGAGGUGAUGGCGGCGAGGUGAGCAGGAUGCUCGCGCCGGCGACAUGUCAUAUCACACAUUGUGCUCUAUUGUACUUAUCAUGCUAUGGCUACCUUCAUUAAAUCCUUUAAUUGCGCAUG
Messenger RNA from Harpegnathos saltator (Jerdon's jumping ant), 2463 nucleotides. Its product is annotated as endocuticle structural glycoprotein SgAbd-2. Gene Ontology annotation, molecular function: structural constituent of chitin-based larval cuticle. The transcript is spliced from 3 exons. Gene Ontology annotation, cellular component: chitin-based extracellular matrix. The record is from RefSeq and is a predicted model, not a curated record. Lineage: Eukaryota; Metazoa; Arthropoda; Insecta; Hymenoptera; Formicidae. The coding region runs from base 185 to 631 and encodes 148 amino acids.